AGCCACGUUCUGUUGAGCUCCAAGUAGACCAGCGUCGGUUGCGGCGGCUGCUGCAGCUGUGCCGGAGGCGCAGAGGGCGGCGCAGGCGGAGCCGAUCUUUUGGCGCGCGGGGAGCGAGCGAGCGAACGAGCGAGCGGCGGGCAUCCGGGCGGGCGGCGGCGCAGCGCAGCCCGAGCCGCGCGGGAGGAGUUCCAGGGAGAUGGGGCCGCGGCCGGGGCUGACGCUUUGACAGCUGGAAAGAGCGCGGAGCCAGCGCCGGGGAGGGAGGGAGCGCGGCGAGCCGAGCGCGAGCGAGCGGGCGAGCGCCGGGAGGGGGCCGGGAGCAGGGCUGCUCGGGAGACCGGACGGUAGCGGCGGCGGCGGCGGCGGCGGCGGGGUUCGACGCCCUCUUCUCUACAAACCAUGUUUGCCAAAGGCAAAGGCUCGGCGGUGCCCUCGGACGGGCAGGCUCGGGAAAAGUUAGCUUUAUACGUCUACGAAUAUUUACUGCACGUAGGAGCACAGAAAUCUGCACAGACCUUCUUAUCAGAGAUUCGAUGGGAAAAAAACAUCACGCUGGGAGAACCUCCUGGGUUUCUGCACUCGUGGUGGUGCGUAUUUUGGGACCUUUACUGUGCAGCUCCUGAAAGGAGAGACACUUGUGAACAUUCAAGUGAAGCAAAAGCCUUUCAUGAUUAUAGUGCAGCAGCUGCCCCGAGCCCUGUGCUUGGCAACAUUCCCCCCAAUGAUGGGAUGCCUGGAGGGCCCAUCCCACCGGGUUUCUUUCAGGGUCCUCCGGGGUCACAGCCCUCGCCGCACGCACAGCCUCCACCUCACAAUCCCAGCAGCAUGAUGGGACCCCACAGUCAGCCUUUUAUGUCACCACGAUACGCAGGCGGCCCCAGGCCCCCGAUCAGAAUGGGAAACCAGCCUCCAGGAGGAGUUCCUGGGACACAGCCAUUGCUGCCCAAUUCCAUGGAUCCCACACGACAACAAGGCCACCCCAACAUGGGAGGAUCGAUGCAGAGAAUGAACCCUCCCCGAGGCAUGGGGCCCAUGGGUCCUGGCCCACAGAAUUACGGCAGCGGCAUGAGACCACCACCCAACUCCCUCGGCCCCGCCAUGCCCGGGAUUAACAUGGGCCCGGGAGCUGGCAGACCCUGGCCCAAUCCCAACAGUGCUAACUCAAUCCCGUACUCCUCUUCAUCACCCGGUACCUAUGUGGGACCUCCUGGUGGUGGCGGCCCUCCAGGAACACCCAUCAUGCCUAGUCCUGCGGAUUCAACAAAUUCCAGUGACAACAUCUACACCAUGAUUAAUCCCGUGCCGCCUGGAGGCAGCCGGUCCAACUUCCCAAUGGGUCCUGGCUCAGACGGCCCGAUGGGAGGCAUGGGUGGCAUGGAGCCACACCACAUGAAUGGAUCACUAGGGUCAGGUGACAUAGACGGACUUCCAAAAAAUUCUCCUAACAACAUAAGUGGCAUUAGCAAUCCUCCGGGCACCCCUCGAGACGAUGGCGAGCUAGGAGGGAAUUUCCUCCACUCCUUCCAGAAUGACAACUAUUCUCCAAGCAUGACGAUGAGUGUGUGACCCCCCUGUCCGAGAUGCUGAGAGCCGGCAUUGUAGGCGGAAGAUGCCAGAAAUUAUGCAAGAAGUGAGGUGUCGUUACCAGGAGCUGGGGGAGGGCAUCUCCCAUCCCCUCUCCAUCCCCCUCCACUCCCUCCUACCUUUCCAAUUUUAGUUUCAUGCAAUAAAAAGGCUGAACUUUUUAUUUCAUAAAACAUGAAGGACAGAACUCAAAAGCAAAAAUGUAUUUCAAGUCAGUGACCAGAAAAAUCCCACCCCUUGCCCUUUCUUGAAAGGGCCUUUUCUGUAAUGACAUUUUUUGUUUUUUGAGGGUUUUUUUUUUGUCUUGGGUUUUAUCAUUGCUGGGAUUUUGUUGUUGUUUUCAAGGGGAAAGGGUUUGGGACAGUAAUUUUUAAACACGGAAGCUUCUAGCAAGCCCUCCACCCCAAUCAACCUCUGUUUUCUUCUUAAAAAAAAAAAAGGAAAAGGAAAAGGGCAAAAAAAAAAAAAAAGAAAAAGAAAGAGGGAAGGAAAAGGAAAAAAAACCCCACAAGCCCUGCUGUCUUAUCUGUCCGUCCCCAGGCCCUUCCACCUGGAACCUAGUAUAGGUGUGAGAUGUCACACUGUUUGUAGCCAUCUCAAAACAAUAAACUGGACAGUUCGCAAUCAGUGGUUUCUUUUACAAAGCUGCUUUGGGAAAGGAAGGAAAGGAAAUCACCCUUUUCCAGCUGGUGUUUUGGCCUGGUUAGUGACAGCAGCGCACCUGGACGCCCAGCCCACCCCCAUCACAUGGGCCAGACCACCCGCCCUGCCACGCGCAGCCGAGACCACCGCCGGACCGGCGCAUGCACUGUGUUCCCAGGACUGCUUCCUCUCCCGGACUUCUGUCCGCCCAGCCUCCCUGCCUCCACAGCCCCUCCUCAGCCCCCACCAGCUUCACUGGAUGACUGUGACCUGGCCAUGGAAACUGUGACCUCCACGUUCUGGUCCCGGGCUUCUCACACCGUCACUUCCGUGCGCAAGGGCAGGGUGGGCUGGAGUUUGGGUUUUUUUUUAUUCUCUCUUUGUUUGCCCUUUUUCAAAGACAAGAAACUGAGCAGAAUUGCUCUGUAUAUGCUUGGAACUGGAUGGAAAGACUUUGGCAUAGCUGUGGGGGUGGGGGAGCACCAGCAACCAAACAGACAUGCUGUUUCCAGUCCUAUUUUUUUUUUGUUUUGUUUUGUUUUUCAAAAGCCGACAAACCCAAUGGUGGAGCCUGUCCCCUCCCGGGAGGGGGAGACUGGCAGCCUCCCUCACCUCACCCCUGCGGGAACCUGCGUGUCUUGCCCUGGAAGACACGGAAUUCUUUGUACAUUUACACUCCCCCCUCCUCGCCCCCCCUCGCCCCUCCCUCGUAGCUGGUCUUUGUUUUCUUACCUCCCCUUUCUGACCCAUGUAUAUCAUAUUAUGUGAGAUACCAUCUGCCUGAAAAAAAGACCUUGUGCGGAUUAUUGGGAACAUU
Dipodomys ordii (Ord's kangaroo rat) is the source of this 3046-nucleotide messenger RNA. It is a transcript of the gene Ssbp3, whose product is annotated as single stranded DNA binding protein 3. Gene Ontology annotation, cellular component: nucleus. The record is from RefSeq and is a predicted model, not a curated record. Gene Ontology annotation, molecular function: protein binding; single-stranded DNA binding. NCBI's taxonomy places the organism in Eukaryota, Metazoa, Chordata, Mammalia, Rodentia, Heteromyidae. Gene Ontology annotation, biological process: positive regulation of transcription by RNA polymerase II. Bases 403 to 1569 code for a protein of 388 amino acids. The transcript has 18 exons.